Homarus americanus (American lobster) is the source of this 498-nucleotide messenger RNA. Its product is annotated as BUD13 homolog. The transcript has a single exon. NCBI's taxonomy places the organism in Eukaryota, Metazoa, Arthropoda, Malacostraca, Decapoda, Nephropidae. The record is from RefSeq and is a predicted model, not a curated record. The coding region runs from base 1 to 498 and encodes 165 amino acids.
AUGCCCUCGAUACCUCAAGAUGGUGGAGGUUAUUAUGCCUCGCCCCGACCAUUCUUCCCCGUCGACCAGGACUACGACACUCCCAGACCGAUGAUAAACCUCACCCAAGACCACUAUGACUCCCCGAGAUCAACCAUCAUCCAAGACCACCACGUCACCCCUCGACCUACCCUCCCCGUGGACCUGGACUAUGACACCCCUCGACCUACCCUCUCCGUGGACCUGGACUAUGACACCCCCCGACCUACCCUCCCCGUGGACCUGGACUAUGACACCCCCCGACCUACCCUCCCCGUGGACCUGGACUAUGACACCCCCCGACCUACCCUCCCCGUGGACCUGGACUAUGACACCCCGAAGAAGUUGACCACAGCUGUUGACCAGGGCCACCGCACCCCACCGAGACCUUCUUCAGGGGACAACCUCGAGACCGAACUCGUACAGCCCAUCAAAAUGACGGUAAGGCAACACAAGGGACACUCAGUCACCCAGCUGUAG